AGUUGCAGGAAUAAAGGUGAUUUCGAGCGUAGAACUGAAAGAAUAAUGGACACGAAAGACAAGGGGAAGGAGCGUUCGCAUAUCCUGACUCUGAAAGUGAUGAGGUUGACGAGACCGUCGAGUUUACAAACGCAGCCUGGACCUGUGGAUGGUGUCGAAUGUCUCAAGUCGGUCGGGUCGAAUCCAUUCGCUGAUUCCUGGAUUGAUGCAAAAAUCGACGACUCGGAUAAAAAU
Molecule: messenger RNA, 234 nt
Organism: Notodromas monacha
Lineage: Eukaryota; Metazoa; Arthropoda; Ostracoda; Podocopida; Cyprididae
Source: the annotation of a GenBank genome assembly